UCUUGCCUCUCUAACUGUAUCUUCUACUUCUUCUUCUUCUUCUUUGAGUGUGGUCAACAACCUAUCCGGAUCUGCAGCAGGUUCCACCCCGUUGUUGCUGCUGCUGCAGUGGCAAGUGGCAGUGCAGGGCAAGUGCAGGGCAUUUUGGAACUGUUGCAGCCCCGAAUUCGGAUCCAACAACCGCUGGUCCUAACUGCAGCUUUCCUUACAUGGAUAGAAAGGCGACACAUAUUCCAUCUAAAUACGACGGAAAAGACGAUAUUGAAUCAUGGAUCAACUUUAUGCGAUCCUACUUUGAUGUGCUGGGAACCCUCCCGGUUACUCAGUCAUUGGUCCUAGGGACUAAUGUGGAACCCGCCGUAAGAGGCUUCUUAGAAGUCCAAGCUAUACAGUCAGACUAUAAAAGAAUAGACCUCAACAAAUGGUUGAAGACUACGCCUGUAGCCACACCCGAAGUGCUCUUGAUCAAGCAAUAUGUUGAUCCGCAUGUUGCAGCCAAAGCUAGACUCAAGCUCGACAAGUUCAAGCCAAGCAAGUGGACCGGCUCCAUGCAUAGUCUGCAGCGUUACGUUAGUAAAUUCUCUGCCACUCCUGAUUUGGAGAUGACUGCGCAGUCCUACUUGGAUAUGAUUAAAGGCGCGGUUCCCUCUACUGUAACACAUCGCCUGGGGCGCGGACUCAUAAAGUAUACAGAUUGGCUUUCCCUCAUGCGGGAUUUGGUCAAGUUGGAGGCAAAAGACCUCCCGGGUGGAUCGGGUGGCAAAAAGACCACCAGCCGCAAAUGGUUUCCAGGCAGCAACCGUUUUGCAUCGUACGAUCUACUUGAGGUUGACGAGGAGACCUUCACAGAGGACCCUUCUCUUGGUGACGAUCAAGAGCAAGACUGCGAGGCAUCUUGCUCUUCGUCGGCCCAUGAGUCUGAUUAUGUGGAUGAUGAUGAAUCAAUGAAUGCCUUCAAGAAGACUGCCUUCAAAAGUGGUCAGUCAGCAGUGGGUACACAGGCUCCCGCUUCUUCAUCUUCUCAUCCAGCUGCUGCAGCUGCAGGGCAGCAGUCGGUCCAGCCGCUUGUCCAGCAACAGGUACCAGCUGGACCGCAGCAACAGUGGGUCCCAAAGACCGCGUUGUCACCUCCUGAGCGCUUCACAGGGGGCAAGAAGGAGGAGGACCUCAACACUUGGUUGAGGACUGUUCCAAUGUGGGUAAGGGCUAAGCAGACGCAGCUCGAGCAGGAAGUGAUUGUGGCUGCCUCAUACCUUAAGGGUUCUGCAGCAAGAUGGCUAGAUGGUUCAGUUGCACACAACGACUUUGGUAGGAAGUUUGAUGACUGGGCUCAAACCCAUACAUUAGACUCGUUUCUGGAGUUGGUAGAACAGCGGUGGCACAACCCUCAGCACGCUCAGCAAGCCACUGACGCGUUGGCCAGAUUGGACUCAAAGAAGUACAAGACUGCCCUCGAACUUACCAACGCCGUAGAGAAAAUCGUCGUUUUCCCAGGGGUGCGCUAUGACCUCGAGAUCCUCCUGCCCAUGUAUUUAAGAUGUCUUCCUACAGACAUCAAGGAUAUGCUGGUUAGCGAGGCAAGCAUCGACGUGCACAACUUAUCUUCCUUUAGCAAGAAAGCCUUAGACUUAGAGGCAAAGCUAGGGAGUGCGCAGCAAGUGCCUAUGGAUGGGAGAAAGAAGACAUUCCCACAAGAUUGGAAGAAGAAGGGUAGUCGUCUCAUGAUGAUAGAUUCAGAGGCGAAUCUGGACGAGAUUGACGACAUUUCCGCACUUGUUGGAGACACAAACAUAGGCGGCGAGGAGAUUGUAGAGGGAGGAACUCUCGCCAGAGCAAUAGCAAAGGGUAAGGCAGUUGACAAGCAUAAGGGCGGCCAGCAAAAGAGUCAGGGCAAGGACCAGGUUUCUCCCAAUGUGCCAACAUGGGUGAAAGUUGAACUUGAACAGGGCGUGUGGAGGGACCGGUACACUCAAGGCGCUUGUAUAAAUUGCGGCCAAUACGGGCACACGCAGUACAAGUGCAAGAAUAGUAAGGUCCUAGAGGGGAGCGUAGUGGAAGUCAACGUAGGUGGCCGAAAGUGUGGUGCCUUCGCAGACAUCGACUACACGGGAAACUUCAUUAGUUGCGACGGUGUUGAGAGGUUGUGGCUUGGGGCCCGGGUGCAACGGCUGAGUAGAGUUGUAGCUUCUACCUCAUCCAACAAGGAGCGCACGGUACUACAAGAUUACGUCAAGAACCUCGCUUGCACCUUCUCCUAUGGAGGAGAGGAAUUUAAUCACAAGAUUUCGUUCCUGGUGAGCGAUGACUUACAAUUUGAGAUGUUGUUGGGUAUGUACUACCUUGAGGUUGCAAAGCCCCAGUUUGAGACCGAAAGAUGCUUAAGCAUGUGUUGCCAGAUGGAAGGACCAUUAGACUAGCAAAAUACGGGGCUAGCAAGUUAGUGGAUUCGUAUGGUUGCAUGUGUGCGUAUGUGUUUUAUAAUUACUAUAAACAAAACCAAGAG
This is a messenger RNA of Chara braunii, 2503 nucleotides long. Lineage: Eukaryota; Viridiplantae; Streptophyta; Charophyceae; Charales; Characeae. The record is from the annotation of a GenBank genome assembly.